CGCCUGCUUUUUAAAGCCAGCGGACUGCAUGUACGCUGUCAGGUUUAUGUUGGGUGGGAUUCGGUAGGGAGUUGUCAUUGUCUCCUUUCAUAUAUAUAUUUUUUUUCGCAUUGCCCCUCCAUUCCCUCUUUCAGUCCACGUUACUGUCAUACCAGUUCGCGUUUUAUUUCUUCAUUUUUAAGCCAUUUAGUUACCUCCUUUCAUUCAGAAUGUACAGGUAUUUAGGCGAGCUGCUGACUCGUGGAGCCAGCGGCACGCUGGCCUCUGGAUGCGCCGACUCCAUCCUGCCGGCUUCCGCGUCUUUGAUGCGGGUGCGUUGCUACAGCGAAGCCGUAGGAGAGAAGGAAGACGACCCCAACUUUUUUAAAAUGGUAGAGGGCUUCUUCGACCGUGGCGCCUCCAUCGUGGAAAACAAGCUGGUGGAGGACCUGAAGAGCAGAGAGACGCCGGAGCAGAAGAGGCAUCGGGUGCGGGGCAUCCUGAGGAUCAUUAAGCCGUGUAACCACGUCCUCAGCGUGUCGUUCCCCAUCAAGCGGGACAACGGCGAGUGGGAAGUGAUCGAGGGCUACCGGGCCCAGCACAGCCAGCACCGGACGCCGUGUAAAGGAGGUAUCCGAUACAGCACGGAUGUCUCCGUGGAUGAGGUGAAAGCCCUGGCCUCUCUGAUGACGUACAAGUGUGCAGUCGUGGAUGUGCCAUUUGGUGGAGCCAAGGCGGGAGUAAAAAUUAACCCCAGGAAUUACUCUGACAAUGAGCUGGAAAAAAUCACCAGGAGAUUCACCAUCGAGCUGGCCAAGAAGGGCUUCAUUGGGCCUGGCAUCGACGUCCCCGCCCCCGACAUGAGCACGGGCGAGAGGGAGAUGUCUUGGAUCGCCGACACGUAUGCAAACACAAUUGCCCACGGUGACAUCAACGCUCACGCUUGCGUCACAGGCAAGCCCAUCAGUCAGGGAGGGAUCCAUGGCAGGAUCUCGGCCACCGGCCGCGGAGUCUUCCACGGCAUCGAGAACUUCAUCAACGAGGCAUCAUACAUGGGCAUGGUGGGCCUGACACCUGGCUUUGCGGACAAAACGUUUAUCAUUCAGGGAUUCGGCAACGUGGGCCUGCACUCCAUGCGCUACUUGCACCGCUAUGGUGCCAAGUGUGUUGGUGUUGGUGAGGUGGAUGGCAACAUCUGGAACCCCGAUGGCAUCGACCCCAAAGAGCUGGAGGACUACAAACUGCAACAUGGUACCAUUGUGGGCUUCCCCAACGCCAAGCCCUACGAGGGCAACAUCCUGGAGGCCGACUGCGAUAUCCUGAUCCCGGCGGCCAGCGAGAAACAGCUCACCAGGAAGAACGCACACAACAUCAAGGCCAAGAUUAUUGCGGAAGGAGCUAACGGGCCCACAACCCCCGACGCUGAUAAGAUCUUCCUGGAGAGGAACAUCAUGGUCAUUCCGGACAUGUACCUGAAUGCGGGGGGGGUGACUGUCUCCUACUUUGAGUGGCUGAAGAACCUGAACCACGUGAGCUACGGCCGACUGACCUUCAAGUACGAGAGGGACUCCAACUACCACCUGCUCAUGUCCGUCCAGGAGAGCAUGGAGAGGAAGUUUGGGAAGCAAGGCGGACCCAUACCCAUCGUGCCCACAGCUGACUUCCAGGCCAGAGUGGCGGGCGCCUCCGAGAAGGACAUCGUGCACUCUGGCCUUGCCUACACCAUGGAGAGGUCUGCCAGGCAAAUCAUGCGCACAGCCAGCAAGUACAACCUGGGGCUGGACCUGAGGACAGCCGCGUACGUCAAUGCCAUCGAGAAGGUCUUCAAGGUGUACAACGAGGCUGGCCUGACCUUCACAUAGGCUGUCCCCCCCCCCCCCCCCCCCCCAAAACCCAAGUUUCCAUAUCAGUCUCUGCUCUUCUGUCGGCUUGUAAAACCUCCAUCCACGCCUCGAUUGCUUCUCCGUCAAAAGCGUGCUUUGCGAAAACAUGUUGGGCAGGUGCCAUGCCGUUAACAGACCACACGGUGCCAGCCUGAGGUCCGUCUGUCUGCGUUUGACUUCCUCUGAGGUUAGACUGUGGGAGUUUGCCGUCCUAGUUUCACAAACCCAGGCACGCUACAUCUGCACGACACAAACCGCAUCUUACCGCUUUGCUCUCGGCUCCUGGCAACCAUGUCGUAUUUCAGUGCCCACUUUCAUUUUAGCGCCAAAAGGUUUAGGGCUUUUAAGGCUCUGCCACAGUAGCCCAAGUGUCCAAAUGAGUUGAGUUGCUGUAUUAUGCACCUGUACAUUUAUAAAUCAGCUAUUUCUGUUAGAUGUUUUUGUGAAGUCAAUUCCGAACAGGACAUUUAAACGGUAGGGUGUUUGUGAACAGGUUGUUUCUUCUUUACUGAGGUCCUGUCCUGUCUUACAUGUCAUGAUUUUGUUUUGUUUUAUACUGCAUUUCGUUUUCGUCCCUCAAAGCCCCUUCAAAAUUCCAGCCUUCUCAGGUUUUAAAGGCAGGGCUUUUCGCUCUCUUGUAACCUUAGCUCUUAAAAGUUGGAGGUUCAACCCUUCAAGCUAAACUAGCACAUUUGUGUUUGUAUUGGAAUGUCAGUUGAGGCAGCUACAGAUGUAAAUACCAGAGACUUUGUUCGAACGUCAGGCAUUUUGGCAUCUUAAGCUCCACGAGGGCCAUUUUCUCCACCCUGUUUUGGUUAAAUUUAAUUUAUUUUCAUGGAAGAGAGAUGAGAAGAUUCUAUAAGGAAUACAUUUGGGAACAAUGACUCAUAUCCCCGUAUCCCCUACUUGGUCAUAUGAGACUCGAUUUGGACUCCUUGGGGAAAUUUUAUCGUUGCCUGUUUUCUUGAAAACAAAUAAAAUUGCAACAACAA
Molecule: messenger RNA, 2854 nt
Organism: Brienomyrus brachyistius
Lineage: Eukaryota; Metazoa; Chordata; Actinopteri; Osteoglossiformes; Mormyridae
Product: glutamate dehydrogenase, mitochondrial
Exons: 13
Coding region: 210-1841 (543 amino acids)
Biological process (GO): L-glutamate catabolic process
Cellular component (GO): mitochondrion
Molecular function (GO): L-glutamate dehydrogenase (NAD+) activity
Source: RefSeq, a predicted model, not a curated record